GACAGCAAGCACACCGCCUCUGUCCUCUCCUCGGCUGCUGCUAAAACAGGGAGGAAAUCUCCCCUGGACUGGAGGGCCCCUUUCUUGGGAUGAGCUUGGUCAUCUUACACUCAACACCUCCUUCUCCUAUACCAUCCUACUGUAACCAGCAGUUCACUGAACCCAUUUGGCACCCACCAUGGAGUUGGAUAAUUUAGCUGAUGGAGAAGAUGCGCACAUGUUAAAAGGCAGCAUUUCAGAGAGCCUGAAUACGGACAGACUAAACAUGGAGGAAGGGUAUGAAGCAGAAGAACCAGCUCUUGAAGAACGGGAAAAGUUUCUGUCACAUGUGGUUGCCCAGAAAUCAAACUUCACUGAUUUCGAAGGGAAGACGUCAUUUGGCAUGUCUGUGUUUAACCUCAGCAAUGCGAUUAUGGGCAGCGGGAUUCUAGGCCUGGCCUAUGCCAUGGCUAACACAGGCAUCAUUCUCUUUUUAAUCCUUCUGAUCUCCAUCGCUCUACUGUCUUGUUACUCCAUCCACCUGCUUCUCAAGUGCUCUGGAGUUGUGGGAAUUCGGGCUUAUGAGCAGCUAGGAUUUAGGGCAUUUGGCACUGGUGGGAAGAUUCUGGCAGCAACGAUUAUAACAAUGCACAAUGUGGGAGCAAUGUCCAGUUAUUUGUACAUCAUCAAAUCUGAACUGCCACUUGUUAUCCAAACCUUCAUGGGCCUGACCAGUAACUCUGGGGCCUGGUAUAUGAAUGGCAACUACCUCAUCAUUAUAGUCAGUGUCCUCAUCAUUCUUCCUCUGGCUCUUAUGAAACAUCUAGGAUACUUGGGAUACACCAGUGGUUUCUCCCUCACUUGCAUGGUCUUCUUUUUGUGUUCGGUUAUAUACAAAUACUCUAUAAUUCCUUGCCCGCUGAACACCACAACUACAGAAGGCCUCUACACCAAUGGAAACAAUGUAACAGAGAAGUGGGAGGAUAAAGACAUUUGCACAGCUAAACUGUUCACAGUCAAUUCUCAGACAGCUUAUUCCAUCCCAAUUGUGGCUUUUGCCUUUGUGUGCCAUCCUGAGGUUCUGCCCAUAUACACAGAGCUACGCAGGGCUACCAAGUCACGAAUGCAGAAUGUGGCCAACGUCUCCAUCUUUGCCAUGUUUAUCAUGUACCUGAUAACUGCUGUCUUUGGCUACUUAACCUUUUCUGAUUCUGUGGAAUCUGAGAUGUUACACACUUACAUCAAGGUGGAUCCCCUGGACAAGCUCAUGCUCUGUGUACGUCUUGCUGUUUUGGUGGCUGUCACACUUACUGUACCUGUUGUUCUGUUUCCAAUUCGUAGAGCUAUCCAGCAACUUCUUUGUCCAAAAGCAGCAUUUAAGUGGUGGCGUCAUAUUCUUAUAGCUGUGGUGUUGCUUAUUGCUGUUAAUUUUCUCGUCAUCUUCGUCCCCAACAUCAAGGAUAUUUUUGGAGUUAUUGGAGCCACAUCAGCCCCCAGCCUUAUCUUCAUCCUGCCAAGCAUUUUCUACAUCCGCAUCGUCCCCAAUGAUAAGGAACCACUCCGGUCACGUCCCAAAAUACAGGCUGCUGUGUUUGCCUUUCUGGGAUUCAUUUUCAUGAUAACGAGCCUGAGUUUCAUCAUAGUCGACUGGGUGACGACAGGAAAGAGCAACGUUGGGGGGCACUAACCAAACCCACCCUCCUCUCCCUCUAAAUAUGAACAUUAGGACAUCUCUCCUAGGGACCCAUAUAUCCAAAGUGAUGCAGAAGCACCUCUGCAAGUGGAAGGAACAAUCUUUAUUUAAACCUGAGAGCCAAAGGACCCAAAUAAACUAAAUGAGGGGAGAAGGGCCUCCUCAAGUAACAGCACAAGAUAAAGCCAUAUGUGCCCAAACAGACUCCGGGGGUGGAGUCACACUGUUCUCAUGCUUCCCUCUCACAUGACCCUCUGACACUACAGGGAUGCAAAACUCUAUAUUACCUUAUAACAGGCCCUAUCUGUCUGUCCUUGGAGAAGGCACUAGGUUGGACAUUAACCCCAAGCACCUGUGGUUGUGUCCCUCACCUCUGCAGCCUGAGUGUUACCAAAACUUCAUUGAAUCACAGUGUAUCUACCUCACUAUGCCCCCUCCAAGAGAGGGCACGAGUGUGUGCUGCACUCAGGGGGAUAGUUAAUCGCUCUCUUUAAGAGGACACUAGAGCAGCAACACAAUAAAAGGCAUGCUAUAUCAUCUAUCCCUACAUAUCACAACAGCAUUUUCAUUUCUACUAUUUGAAAAUAUGUGUGCUGGUGUGCAACGUGGCUCACUACUCAACCCACAUCCCCGCAGCUGGAAACACAAUUCAACAAGACUAAUCAUUAGUGAAGGCACCAGUUCUUUUAUAAUCAACUGUAACUUCUCUGUAGUCACACAACUAUAGUAUAUGUAGUCUACAGUGCAGAGUUUUACGUGUAUUUGGCUCAUAGUUCACUUAAGCCCCACCCUCUGGGAAGUUGGCAUCAGAUCUUCCUCAACCCUUUCCUCCUGAUCACUGUGAAUUCAUUGGGAUUUCCAAUGCUUUGGUGCUGGAUCGUGCCAAAUAGCGCAGCGCCCUCCAGUUUUACACACUCCACAAACAUACUAUGCUGUGAGGGCAAGAUCCCAGACUGUUACAAAGGCCACAAAAAGCAAUGUGUAAAUGUAGAAUGUAUGCAGAAAAGAGGUAAAUAAAUAAUUUUAUGUGAAA
This is a messenger RNA of Xenopus laevis (African clawed frog), 2705 nucleotides long. RefSeq names its product solute carrier family 38 member 5 S homeolog (gene slc38a5.S). Gene Ontology annotation, cellular component: plasma membrane; membrane. Gene Ontology annotation, molecular function: L-amino acid transmembrane transporter activity; L-glutamine transmembrane transporter activity; glycine transmembrane transporter activity. Gene Ontology annotation, biological process: amino acid transmembrane transport; serine transport; L-glutamine transport. Lineage: Eukaryota; Metazoa; Chordata; Amphibia; Anura; Pipidae. The record is from RefSeq and is marked provisional.